UCUCUCUCUCUCUCUCUCUGAUCGGAUGGCUAUUAAAGCUAGCAUAGUUUCCUUGAGAAUUCGCACACUGAACUAGAGAGUAGAGACUUCAGUUUCGUAGGAAGAAUAUGGCUCUUCGGUUUGCAUAUGGGGUCCUCCUCUUUUGUCUGUUGCUCUUAAGGUGUGACCACAUCAGUGGAGCGAGGGACGUUGCAAAAGACUCUUAUAAAUCUGCUUACGGUACCAAAGAGAAUUUGGAAGAUCAGUCGGGUUACGCGUCAGGUUAUGCAGCUGCCUACCGGACUCAAAAGGAUGCAAAAGAUUCUUAUGAAUCUGCUUACGGUACCAAAGAGAAUUUGGAAGAUCAGUCGGGUUACUCGUCAGGUUAUGCAGCUGCUUACCGGACUCAAAAGGAUACAAAAGAUUCUUAUGAAUCUGCUUACGGUACCAAAGAGAAUUUGGAAGAUCAGUCCGGUUACGCAACAGGUUAUGCAGCUACUUACCGAACUCAGAAGGUUGCAAAAGAUUCUCAUAAAUCUGCUUACAGUUCCAAAAAGAAUUUGGAAGAUCAGUCUGGUUAUGCUUCAGGUUAUGCAGCUGCUUACCAGACUCAAAAGGUUUCAAAAGAUUCUUAUGAAUCUGCUUACGGUUCCAAAGAGAAUUUGAAAGAUCAGUCUGGUUACGCUUCAGGUUAUGCAGCUGCUUACCGGACAAAAAAAGUGGCGAAAGACACUAAUUACAUCACUGCUUAUGGUACUAAAGAUCUAGACGCGAAAUACGCAGAGAUGGAGGACGUUCCAGAGGAUCAAACCCAUGCUAAUGGAGGGAAGGACGUAGAUGAACAACACUUGAAACAAGAGGAGGUGGCAAACCAAAAAGAGAUGAACCAACCCUACAUCGCUGGGUACACAAGCAGACGAGCAAAUUACAUUACUGCCUACCGAACCAGACAAGAUGGGGAAGAAUCUUACCUAGCUAAGUAUGGUACAAAAGAAGACUUGGAAGACUCUGGGAUGAAAAAUAAAAAGCAGUGUGGCCAGAUUGAUAAUGAUGUGAAGGACGUAGCCGAUCAAAACUUGCAAAAAGUGGAAGUGACACAAGAAAAAGGGAUGAACCAACCUUACAAAGCCGGUUACAGAAACAGACAGUAUGAGGCAGGUUACGGAAACAGACAGUAUGAUGCUGGUUACAGAAAUAGACAGUAUGAGGCUGGUUACCGAACCAGGCAAGAUGCAAAAGACAAUUACAUUGCUGGAUACACUGGGAAGAGAGAUCAGGGCCCUUACACUGCUGGCUAUAGAAGUGCGCAAGACGUGAAAGAGUUGGAUUACAUUAGUGCAUAUGGAGAUGGGAAAGACUCUAAAGAGUCAGGCAUGGAGCAUGAAAAUCAUAUGGCAGCAAAGCCAUCAUCCCACAUGGAUCGCUCGGAAGCAUUCAAGUCAGGCUUUUUCACCAUGGAUGAUCUAUUUGUGGGGAAGACAAUGCCCCUCCGCUUUCCUAUCCAAGAGUUUCCCCAUUUCUUGCCAAGAGAAGAAGCUGAUUCCAUUCCUUUCUCAAUGGCCCAACUCUCAAACGUUCUUCAACUCUACUCAAUCCCUCCAGGUUCUCCCAGUGCCCGGGCUAUGGAAAACACACUCCAACAGUGCGAAUCUCUACCCAUCAAGGGGGAGAUCAAGCACUGCGCUACCUCUUUAGAGUCCAUGCUUGGUUUUGUACACAACAUCAUGGGCUCAUGGCCCAACCUGGAUGUCCUAACAAUCACCCACCCCACAGUGGCAACUGUCUCGACACAGAAUUACUCUGUUCUGAGAAUUUCAGAGGAAAUUUAUGCUCCUAAAUGGGUAGCUUGUCAUCCCUUGCCGUACCCUUACAAAGUUUUCUACUGCCACUUCAUAGAAAGGAGCAAAAUAUUCAAGGUUUUACUAGGGGGUGAGAAUGAACAUAAGGUGGAAGCAGUUGCUGUAUGCCACAUGGACACGUCUGAAUGGGACCCUGAUCACAUUCUCUUUCGCCAACUAGGGAUCAAGCCCGGCUCUUCUUCUCCAAUAUGCCAUUUCCUCCCGGUAUAUCAUCUUGUUUGGGUUCCAUCACCAACACCAGCAACAGCCUCUAUCUAGACCAAGGGUAGCUCUGCUUCCUGUAUCUUGUGUAGAUGUCGAAUAAAGGUCAAUAACCUGGGGUCCUGAGUUCCUGUAACAUAGUGGACCUCGCGCUUCUCUACUGUGAUAGUUCAUGUUUUUUUUCCCUUAAUAUAAGCUUAUGGUGGUGAUUAAUUUCUA
Messenger RNA from Carya illinoinensis, 2258 nucleotides. RefSeq names its product BURP domain-containing protein 9-like. The record is from RefSeq and is a predicted model, not a curated record. NCBI's taxonomy places the organism in Eukaryota, Viridiplantae, Streptophyta, Magnoliopsida, Fagales, Juglandaceae. Bases 108 to 2096 code for a protein of 662 amino acids. The transcript is spliced from 4 exons.